AUGAGUAAUGAAAUUAACACCUACGUUAGACCAAAGUUUAACAACUUAAGUUUACUGCUUCCGCCUAGUUUUGACCGUCGAAUAUUGUUUGAUUUGGUUAAAAAUGAAGCAGAUGUUCAUCAACUCAGAAAUGUAAUGUUUGAAAUGAAGGAGAUUGUGCAUUUGUAUUUGGAGGUGUUUGAGGGAUGGGUCAAACAGACAGAAGCGAUUGACAAGAUUAUACCAUACAAUAUUGAAAACAUUAUAUCUGAUAAUGUUGAAGAGUCUCCACAGUAA
This is a messenger RNA of Lactuca saligna, 276 nucleotides long. The record is from the annotation of a GenBank genome assembly. NCBI's taxonomy places the organism in Eukaryota, Viridiplantae, Streptophyta, Magnoliopsida, Asterales, Asteraceae.